This is a messenger RNA of Orcinus orca (killer whale), 2674 nucleotides long. It is a transcript of the gene MAEA, whose product is annotated as macrophage erythroblast attacher, E3 ubiquitin ligase. The transcript has 10 exons. Lineage: Eukaryota; Metazoa; Chordata; Mammalia; Artiodactyla; Delphinidae. The record is from RefSeq and is a predicted model, not a curated record. Gene Ontology annotation, biological process: proteasome-mediated ubiquitin-dependent protein catabolic process. Gene Ontology annotation, molecular function: protein binding; ubiquitin protein ligase activity. The coding region runs from base 738 to 1898 and encodes 386 amino acids. Gene Ontology annotation, cellular component: cytoplasm; GID complex; nucleus.
GUCUGGCCAUCCAUGCUCCCUCCUGCCUUCGUGACAGGGCGGGGAGCGCGUCUGCCUGGCGCCCCGCUUCUCCCUCCGGAGCCCGAUUGUGGCCCCUUCGUCCUAUAAUACCGUGAACUGCAUCAGCGACAGUCCUGGUCGUAGACAGGCUGGCGACUUUGGAGGCUGGGGUCUCAGGGCUGUGGGGUCGCGGGCGCCCAGCCAGAGUGCCCACCGUGAAGGGCGGUUGGUGUCCAGCUAUCCUCCCGGAAGCUCGUGUCAGACGGUGUUGAUGGAUGGCUUCCAGCCUCUAAUUAGGGAACCUGUGAGGAGAGACCUCACGACCCAAUGGGAACCCAUUUGCAGGGCGUCACCAAACCUGAAGUACAGCCCUUGCCACUCGGUCGCCAGUUGGGUGACCUUGGAUGGUCGCUGAGGCAAGUCGACUUUAACGCUGGGAUGAAAUCGGUGUUCCCGGGAGAGGGGUCGGUGCUAGUUCUUCCCUAGUUAGUAGAGGAUUCGAUGGUGAUUGACUACAGCGAAGCACCUGGGAGUAAAUUCCUUCAACGCUCAAGGUUAUAACAUUCCCAGGAGAGCUGCGGCCGAUCCUACGUGCGUCUGAAUUCCUUUCCCGGGGGCCACGUCGCAUCUCUCCUCCCGGAGGACCCAGCAUCCCUGUCCACGUGCCCUACGAAACACUGAACAAGCGCUUCCGUGCCGCACAGAAGAACAUUGACCGGGAGACAAGCCACGUCACCAUGGUAGUGGCUGAGCUAGAGAAGACCCUGAGCAGCUGUCCAGCCGUGGACUCUGUGGUCAGCCUCCUGGAUGGUGUGGUGGAGAAGCUCAGUGUGCUCAAGAGGAAGGCGGUGGAGUCCAUCCAGGCGGAGGGUGAGAGUGCCAAGCUAUGCAAGCGCAGGAUCGAGCACCUCAAGGAGCACAGCAGCGACCAGCCGGCAGCGGCCAGCGUGUGGAAGAGGAAGCGCAUGGACCGCAUGAUGGUGGAGCACCUGCUGCGCUGUGGCUACUACAACACGGCCGUGAAGCUGGCGCGCCAGAGUGGCAUCGAGGACUUAGUGAACAUCGAGAUGUUCCUGACAGCCAAAGAGGUGGAGGAGUCCCUGGAGAGGCGAGAAACAGCCACCUGCCUGGCCUGGUGCCACGACAACAAGUCCCGGCUGCGCAAGAUGAAGGGCCGCCAAAGCGAGCACGACGCGAAGACGGGACGGAAAAGUAGAGUGGCCAGUGGCCCCCCUAAAGAGAGUGAGGACCUUGGUAUGGAGACCAUAAAAGGAAGGCCAGAGUUGAGCUGCCUGGAGUUCAGCCUCAGGAUCCAGGAGUUCAUUGAGCUCAUCCGGCAGAACAAGAGGCUGGAUGCUGUGAGACACGCGAGAAAGCACUUCAGUCAGGCCGAAGGGAGCCAGCUGGACGAGGUCCGCCAGGUCAUGGGCAUGCUGGCAUUCCCGCCGGACACGCACAUCUCCCCCUACAAGGACCUGCUGGACCCGGCCCGGUGGCGGAUGCUGAUCCAGCAGUUCCGGUACGACAACUACCGGCUGCACCAGCUGGGGAACAACUCCGUGUUCACCCUCACCCUGCAGGCCGGCCUCUCGGCCAUAAAGACACCGCAGUGCUACAAGGAGGACGGCAGCUCGCGGAGCCCCGACUGCCCAGUGUGCAGCCGCUCCCUGAACAAGCUGGCGCAACCCCUGCCCAUGGCGCACUGCGCCAACUCGCGUCUGGUCUGCAAGAUCUCGGGGGACGUCAUGAACGAGAACAACCCGCCCAUGAUGCUGCCCAACGGCUACGUCUACGGCUACAACUCCCUGCUGUCUAUCCGGCAGGAUGAUAAAGUCGUCUGCCCGAGAACCAAAGAGGUCUUCCACUUCUCCCAGGCCGAGAAGGUGUACAUCAUGUAGGCGGGUCGCCGCACCCGGGCGGCUGCGGGCCCCUGCCUGCCUGCCUUUCUGUUUCUUGCGACCAAAGAUCAGUGAGCAACGACAAACACUCUUGGGAAGAGAAGUAAGAUUUAACAAGCUCGCACUUGAUUUUGUAACAAGUCAGCUCUUCGACGCUUCUGAAGCGCUUUCCCCUUUCAGAGAAACUUCUUUAAAGACUGACCACGCGGAGGGAGGCUAGAACCUUUCACCAUAGGAACUGAUCCCUUCCCCGUGUUCCAGUUCCCUCCCUUUUGCUAACGAGGAACCCCGGGGGACAGGCUAGUCCUCGGCCGUGGCCCGGGAGCGUUGGUGGCCAUGCCAGACUGCCCUGCGGCCACUCGGUGCCACGAGGGACCCUGUCACUUCUCUGUAGAGCUGCUGCCAAAACGCCAGCACCGCGGGAGGGGCCGGCCUCCAGGACCGCCGCCUGCCUGCAGCCGCGCCCACGGGGCUGUUAGGAUGUGUGUAGGCUGGGUGUCAUGUCACUCGUGCCGCCUUAUCUCCCGCCUGAGAAUGUAUCCGUGGAAAUCCACUGGACCGGGGUCUGCAGAGGCCUUGCCGACGGCUCCGUAACUUUAGCUCUAAACACUAUUCAUUGCAGAAGCCAAUAAUAGUUCAGUUGAAGUAAGCACCGAUGACUUUCCAAAUCAGAUGAACCAUCGUAGUUUACACGAAACCAUAUCGUAGAGGUUUGUAUUCAGCGCUUAUUUUUGCAUGUUGAUGUUGAUUAGCUAAUAAAAUGUAAAUGUAAGACA